Messenger RNA from Pipra filicauda (Wire-tailed manakin), 1910 nucleotides. It is a transcript of the gene MEX3D, whose product is annotated as mex-3 RNA binding family member D. The record is from RefSeq and is a predicted model, not a curated record. Lineage: Eukaryota; Metazoa; Chordata; Aves; Passeriformes; Pipridae. Gene Ontology annotation, molecular function: RNA binding. The transcript has 2 exons. The coding region runs from base 31 to 1743 and encodes 570 amino acids.
GCCCCGGCCCCGGCCCGCUCGCUCCGCGCCAUGCCCGGCUCCCUGUACCAGCCCGAGCCCGGGCAGCCGGCCCGCGGCCCGCCGCGCUGCCUCACCCUGCUCAGCCCGCCGCCGCCGCCCUCCGCCGGGCAGGACCCGCCGCCGGAGCCCGAGCCCGGCCGGGAGCGGGAGGGGCCGCCGGGGCCGGCGGCGCAGGGCGAAGCCGCCGCGCUGAGGUUCGCGCUGGACCAGCUGUCGCUGCUGGGGCUGGAGGGCGCGGAGGAGCCGGCGGGGGCCGCGGGGCCGGGCGGCCUAAGGGAGCGGGAGCGCGGCGGAUCAUCCCCGGGGCCGGCCCCGGCCCCCGCCCCGGGCGCCUUCGGCAGCCUGGCCCCGCCGCUGGGGCCGCCCGCGCUGCUCGGGGAGCCGCCGGCCAGCAGGAAGAAGAGCGUGAACAUGACCGAGUGCGUGCCCGUGCCCAGCUCCGAGCACGUCGCCGAGAUCGUGGGCCGGCAAGGCUGCAAAAUCAAAGCCCUGCGUGCCAAGACCAACACGUACAUCAAGACGCCGGUGAGGGGCGAGGAGCCCGUGUUCAUCGUCACCGGGAGGAAGGAGGACGUGGAGAUGGCGAAGCGGGAGAUCCUCUCGGCCGCCGAGCACUUCUCCAUGAUCCGGGCCACGCGCAACAAAGUGAACGGGCUGACGGGGGCCAUGCAGGGACCCCCCAACCUGCCGGGCCAGACCACCAUCCAGGUGAGGGUCCCGUACCGCGUGGUGGGGCUGGUGGUGGGGCCCAAGGGGGCCACCAUCAAGCGGAUCCAGCAGCAGACGCACACCUACAUCGUGACGCCCAGCCGGGACAAGGAGCCCGUGUUCGAGGUGACGGGCAUGCCCGAGAACGUGGACCGCGCGCGGGAGGAGAUCGAGGCGCACAUCACCAUGAGGACAGGCUCCUUCAUCGACGUCAACGCCGACAACGACUUCCACUCCAACGGCACCGACGUCUGCCUCGACCUGCAGGGCAGCGCGGGCAGCCCGUGGGCCAAGGCCCCCCACCCCGCCCACCGCUCCUCGGCCGCCCUGCGCAACGACAGCCUCAGCUCCCUGGGCAGCGCCUCCACCGAGUCCUACUACAGCGGGCGGGUGGCGGCCGCCAGCCCCACCAGCCCCUACAGCACCUUCAGCGAGCCCCCGGCCCCGCUGGGCUCCGAGGAGUGCGACUUCGGCUUUGACUUCUUGGCCCUCGACCUCACCACGCCCACCACCACCAUCUGGUCGCCCUUCGAGCGCUCGGGCAACCCCCUGCAGGCCUUCAGCAGCUGCUCCUCCAUCAACAGCUCGCAGAGACGCAACAGCGGCCCGGCCACGCCGCGCCACUCGCCCACCCUGCCCGAGGGCGGCGCGGGGCUGGAGCACCCCUGUGCCCGCCGCAUCCCCCGCGACCCCGCCGGCGCCCGGGCCUGGCUGCCCGCCCAGGGCUCGCUCUCCUCCUUCUCCAACAGCCACGGCUACUCCCCCUCGUCCUCGCUGCCCGGCAGCAUCUCGGCCGCCUCGGGCUCGCCAACCGCCUCCAGCAGCUCCGACGGGCACCGCAAGAGCUCACGGGAGUGCAUGGUGGGCCUGGAGAGCGAGGUGAUGGCCGCCCGGGUGCCCUGCGGCCACAACCUCUUCUGUAUGGAGUGUGCCCUGCUCAUCUGCGGCCGUGCACAGCCGCAGUGCCCCGCGUGCCACGCGCCCGCCACACAAUCCAUCCACAUCUUCUCCUAGCCCGGGGGGCUGGCCGUGCAUCCCCCCCCCCUCCACCCCGACACUGCGUUUUAAGGACUGUAAACGGGUUAAAGCGAGCUUUUUAUUUAAUAACGGAUCCGAUGGGCGCACGGGGCGUGAGGGGGGAGAGGCUGCUGUGAGCUGGAGAGGCGAGGAGGGCAAGGAGA